Messenger RNA from Dioscorea cayenensis subsp. rotundata (Guinea yam), 686 nucleotides. RefSeq names its product aquaporin SIP2-1-like. Gene Ontology annotation, molecular function: channel activity. The record is from RefSeq and is a predicted model, not a curated record. Gene Ontology annotation, cellular component: membrane. NCBI's taxonomy places the organism in Eukaryota, Viridiplantae, Streptophyta, Magnoliopsida, Dioscoreales, Dioscoreaceae. The transcript is spliced from 2 exons. Gene Ontology annotation, biological process: transmembrane transport. The coding region runs from base 75 to 671 and encodes 198 amino acids.
GAUAGAGCUAAGCGGAGGACGCUGCUCUCAGAGCGCUUCAACUCCGACCAUCUUUUCCGGCGCCAGCGGUGGCCAUGGCUGGCCUGAUCCUCCUGGACAUGGCCCUCUCCUUUCUGUGGGUCUGGGCUGGUGCCCUUUCCAAGCUUCUGAUCUACGAUUACCUCGGCGUCCACCAUUACCCCGACGCUGAUGUCCUGAAGAUCGUCGUCGGCGUCACUUAUAUGUUCUUUUUCGCUUGGCUCACCGACCAUACCGGCGGCGCCUCCUACAACCCCCUCACCGUGUUCUCCUCUGCAUUCUCCUCCGGCGUCAAAGGCUUCUUUUUCGUCGUCUUUGUCCGCAUCCCCUCUCAGGUACUUGGAUCUAUUAUUGGAGUUAUGCUAAUCAAAAGAGUAUGCCCUAAAGUUGGUCAUGGACCUCGUUUAAAUGUUGGUAUGCAUCAUGGGGCAUUAACAGAAGGACUGCUGACAUUCUUCAUUGUGCUUGUAUCUCUGGGACUCAAGAAAAAAGACCCCAAAAGCUUCUUUAUGAAGACCUGGAUUUCAAGUGUAUGUAAGGGAGCACUUCAUAUCCUGGGUUCUGAUUUAACUGGAGGAAUCAUGAACCCUGCUUCGGUAAGUGCUAUAUAUGUUAUUUUUAAAAGCAUAAUGCUUGUCAAUCUGAGGUCAUGAUCUGGUUGCACAAGU